CAUUCAGUGUUAACUCACCAACCCACAUCCAAAAGGUUCCUUUCAAUAUGAGAACCUUCUCAAGUUUCGUUCUUAGUUGUGUUCUAGUAAUUGGGAUCGUUUUGAAUGGUGCUGAAGCAAGGCCUAGGGCAUUCUUUAUAUUUGGAGAUUCACUUGUUGAUAAUGGAAAUAACAAUUACUUGGCUACCACUGCACGCGCUGAUGCUCCUCCUUAUGGCAUUGAUUACGCUCCAAGUCAUAGACCAACUGGUCGUUUCUGCAAUGGCUACAACAUUCCUGAUCUUAUCAGUCAGCAACUUGGUUCUGAGUCUACAAUGCCAUACUUGAGUCCAGAAUUAAGAGGAAAUAAGCUGCUAGUUGGUGCCAAUUUCGCUUCAGCUGGAAUUGGAAUACUUAAUGACACUGGAAUUCAGUUUGUGAAUGUCAUCAGAAUGUACAGACAGCUAGAGCUUUUUCAGGAAUACCAAAACCGAGUGAGUGCUCUAAUAGGAUCUUCACAAACUAAGAGCUUGGUGAAUCAAGCACUGGUCCUCAUCACUGUAGGAGGAAAUGAUUUUGUGAACAACUACUUCCUGGUGCCCAAUUCAGCAAGGUCUCGCCAAUACCCACUUCCUCAAUAUGUGAAGUAUCUCAUCUCUGAGUACCAAAAGCUUUUGCAGAAGCUGUAUGAACUUGGAGCUAGGAGAGUUCUUGUGACAGGCACAGGACCUUUGGGUUGUGUUCCUUCAGAAUUGGCUCAACGUGGCAGAAAUGGAGAAUGUGCUGCUGAACUACAACGAGCUGCAGAAUUGUUCAACCCACAACUGGAGCAAAUGUUACUACAAAUCAACAGGAAAAUUGGAAAGGACGUUUUCAUUGCUGCAAACACAGGAAAAAUGCAUAACAACUUCGUUACUAACCCCCAACAAUUUGGGUUUAUUACGGCAAAAGUAGCUUGUUGUGGACAAGGACCCUACAAUGGUCUUGGAUUGUGCACACCACUCUCCAACCUGUGCUCUAACAGAGGGCAGUAUGCAUUUUGGGAUGCAUUCCAUCCAUCAGAAAAGGCCAACAGACUUAUUGUGGAGGAAAUCAUGUCAGGUUCUAGAGACUACAUGAACCCUAUGAACCUUAGCACCAUCUUGGCUUUGGAUGCUAUCACCACAUGAAGACAAAAACAAUUCUCUGCAUUUCUUCUAGUUUCAUCACGCUCUUCGUUUGUUACUGUAAUCGUGAUUUAGUUUCGUAUUCCUCAGUAUCUAAUUGGUAAAUUAGAAAAUUAGAGGAAGGAAGAAACUUCCCUUCUGCAUAAACUUGCAGUGGAGAAUUUGUCUGGUGGGAAGUACUCAAUAGAAAAGAAUGUUACUUUUACGCUUUGAUUUUC
Messenger RNA from Vigna umbellata (rice bean), 1363 nucleotides. RefSeq names its product GDSL esterase/lipase At5g33370-like. The record is from RefSeq and is a predicted model, not a curated record. NCBI's taxonomy places the organism in Eukaryota, Viridiplantae, Streptophyta, Magnoliopsida, Fabales, Fabaceae. Gene Ontology annotation, molecular function: hydrolase activity, acting on ester bonds.